Pelagomonas calceolata is the source of this 1611-nucleotide messenger RNA. NCBI's taxonomy places the organism in Eukaryota, Pelagophyceae, Pelagomonadales, Pelagomonadaceae. The record is from the annotation of a GenBank genome assembly.
CUCGCAGCGCAGCACACGGAGAGGACAGCAAAAGCGAGAGGAGCGGUCGCUACGACUGGGACAUCGCAGCCCCCGCGACGCCUCUGCGACGUAGCGCUGCUGCCUCAAAAGCGUCGGCCUCAGGGAGCCGGGGCAGCCAACCCAGCCCCCACAACCAAGCUCCUCCACCCGGCACGCCGCCGCCGCGACAGUAAGCCAUGGAGCGCCGCGAGUGGCGCUUCUCCGACGAGUCCGCGGCGGGGCGCCGCCAGGUCAUGUCCCACGAGGAGUGGAUGGAACAAAGUUCUGUCACGGCGACGAGUAGGCAGGAGCGGGCGACCCAAAAACGAAUAAGGGCACAACGGAGCGCAUUGGUAGAGAUCACGUCGGCCCAUGCGGCGAAGCGCGAAAUCGGCAUUAAGAGGAUACUGAAGAAGCGCCAUAAAAGGGAAUCUAGGGUUGCGGCGUCGGACACGAUCAUCAAGCGACCAAAACUGGAGGUCUUUGUGAUUUGUUGUAGGCACCUGCCGAAGAUGGACAUGUUCGGUCGGGCCGACGGGUACGUCGUAGUGACUGUUGGAGAUGUAGAACAGAAGACGAAAGUUAUUACAAGGAACUACAAUCCAGUCUACCAACAAAAGUUCAUCUUUGACGUGCCGCCAUUGACGGACGAACUGACGAUGGAGGUCUUCGACUGGGACAUGGUCGGCAGUGACGACUUCAUCGGGAUGAUUAGUGAACCACUACUCUCAGCUCAGACUAAGUCAGAGGAAGUCAUCCGGAAGGUCUUGGUGAACGACGAACGAAAGUUCAAGCGCGAGGCCUGCGUCAAGUUUAAGCUGCGGUGGCUCCCGGAAGAUUAUGAUGAGGCGCAAGAGGCGAUCCAGCGAGGGUCGCGGAAGUCGCUCGACUCGAACCAGCGAUCUUCGAGGGUGUCCUUCGACGAUGAUGGAUUGCCCACGAAGAUCCCUCGGUCCCAACGGCCCUGGAAGUGCCAGCGCUGCAAGUUUAGUGAGAAUCCUCCCACGGCUCAAGCGUGCGAGGCGUGUGAAAGGAACCGCAAGGAGGCCGAAGUUCCCAUCCGGUCGUCCUUCGAGAUCCUGGCGAACUUCUUUGGCUUUUAUAGGACGAAGUCGCGAGAUUCGCGGGGAUCCAUGUCGUCGCGCUGGUCACGUUCAUCAAGGGGCUCGAUCGACAGCGUCCACCCCGACAGCGACGAGGAGGACGAGAAUGCAGAACCGGAGGAGACGGAGGAGCAACUCAAGGCCAGGUUAAGGAAGGAGGCGAACCUCCGCCAGUACUCCAGGAGUGCGGAAGAAAGAGAAAGGGCCGCGCAGGGCGCCAUCAGCGACAUGUUCGAGCUCGCCGAGGAGGACGAGAAGACGCGCAAGAAGCGUAGAUAUAGGGAAGCGAGGAUCGCGGCGGGCAAGGACCCGGACAAGCAGGACGCGGAUGAUUUGCAGAAGGCGAUCCAAGAGCGGAAGGAGAAGGCGGCGAAGGGCCUGUCCGCGGUGAAGCAGAAGUUCCGGAAGGCCGUGUUGGGCACGGGCGUCGCGCUCGUGGCCUUCGCGAACGACAUGAAGGACGCGAUGUGGAAGGAGGACGCGUUCUAACUUAUGUGUUUUUGUGUAC